Messenger RNA from Pseudovirgaria hyperparasitica, 3027 nucleotides. RefSeq lists its product as uncharacterized. Lineage: Eukaryota; Fungi; Ascomycota; Dothideomycetes; Acrospermales; Acrospermaceae. The transcript has a single exon. The record is from RefSeq and is a predicted model, not a curated record. The coding region runs from base 1 to 3027 and encodes 1008 amino acids.
AUGGAUCAAGAUCUGGCCGACUUCCGAGCCGCCGCAAACAUUUUCCCUUGUAGAGACAUCUUGUUUCACGCUUCCUCAUGCUAUACACCCAUGCAUACGUGCUUUGCUUCUGUUCUAACGCGGGCACUCAAGAUCUCGCCUGGUAAUAGAACCGUAGUUCUCGACUUUCUCGCGCCAACUUCAUGGCAACACUUGCGGCGAUUUGCAUCGACCCCCAAGAGUCAAACAUGGACUUCCCCAUCUACUAUGCGCGUGGCGCAACAACGUUCACACGGCGAUGCGACGAAUACCUCCAGGUCAAAAAUAUCAAAACCCCCCCAUGAGUCCAUUGGCGAUGUGGCUGCUUGGGUCUCCCAAUUGGAGCUCUUCGUCCCUUCUCUACUACAUGUACCCUCUUCGAUCGACCCAUCAGAUGAAGCUUCACAGGUACAUAUGCUCGACUUGGCAAGAUUCUUGAUUGAGGCGGAAGAAGAACAUCACAUUAAUAUCCUAUCAUAUCUUGGCGUGGAACAACACCGUUGGACGUCGGUAUCGCGUAUAGUAAAGAGCUUGCUCAGACAAUUACCCGCCGAUGGACACACGGUUCCUCAGCAUGACCCUUUGGGGAACAUUGCAUGGCCUUUGUAUUCAUUAGAUAAGGCGACGGGCCUUUUCCUCGGAACCAAAACAGGUGGAUUGAACGCAAAGAUCCGUCGGCCGGGUCAAGAAAUUCAAAGCCUGGAUGAUUUCACCGAUUCUUUGACCCAGGGGGUUGACGAUUGCCACAUUCGCCAUCGCUUCAUGGGGCUACUGUGGAAGAGCCUUGGUAAAUGGAUACUAAGGACUGCAGAAGAUGGAUCUGAUCCGAAGAUGAUGGUCACUGUACGGCAACUUCUGGCAGAUCUUUAUCACAUGGAUUAUAUUCCAGAACAAGUGCACAAAUCCCAUGAGAACGAAUUCCAGAGCGGACUUACACAAUCACCACUACUCCAUCUCUUCUCGUCGACAAUACUGAUAUCGCUCUCCAAUGCCAAGUGGGAAUAUCUUGCUUUGGACAAUGGCGCAAUGAGUGUUGGACCACCAAAAUAUAUCCUCGGUGUCCCAAUACCAGGAACGAGGUACAAGGCAAAGGUCGAGGGUUUGUCUGCGGGAGUCUGGUUAGAGCUGGUGCUUUGGUCUUGCGUUUAUGGUGGUUGGAUACAUGAAGCUACGGAAAUCGUUAUCGAAGCUACAUCAACGAAUGCGCCAAAGAGAUGGACACUCGCUCGCUGGCACACCAUCCUAGAAUCCGCGCAGCAACCGUCGUCGCGGCAGUUGGUCAAUGGUUCGUCCCACGACAACAUCAAGAAUAAUUUUUCUGCGGGCAGAACAAUAAGCAGCGAGGUUGUUGCCAAUCUCAUUCAUGGACUUCUCGAUACUAUUGAAUGUGAUACUGUCGCUGGGAAGCGUACAGUUGGUUCGGUGACCAGACACAUACGUGCAUUGAAGCGAGCACUGGACGAAGAUAGUCAGGGAAUGGAUGAUAUAACUUGGGACACAAUUAUCGCGCGCAUACUAGAAACUGAGAGAGAUUUGAUAAAGAAAAACCCCCGUCUGGCCCUGGAUAUAGCGACAUUGAGCCAAACACAAACGAUCGAUGACUGCCUCGACUCAUCUAUCCCUCAAGCCAAAAUAGACGACUCUUCACAUUAUAUCUCAGAACCAUCAGGCAUUACGCUAGGAAUUUAUCAUAGCGCCAUACGAAGUUUCGCUGCGGCCACCAAUGCGGCUUGGGCUAGCAAAGCGUUCAUAGAACUCGUACGGUAUAUGGAUGUGAACAAGAAACGCACUGUGGAAGCAUUCUUUCGUUCUCUGAAGACAUAUGACACGUCGAAUGACUAUCACAUCGGAAAUAAGUUUGCGAGUGCUGUAGCUGAUCCGCUCGCUACACGCUUCGAAUACAUUCCGUACUAUGUGCUCAGACCAUUACUUGAUAUUGCUACACAGGCAGGGUAUCUAGACUUCGGCAGAUGGCUCUUAACUUCGAUGGACGUUGAUGGCCCAGUCAUUGGAAGGCGUGCGUACGUUAGUAAGGAAUUGGCAGCCGCCAUCGUGCGAUUUGGUGCUGCCGCUCAAGACCGGACGCUUUUACAAGAAUUACUCCAAGUCCAAUCAGUCGUCUGGGGUGAAAAGAAAAGGCCACUGUCAAAGCCUGUACUUUCUGCAUUGCUCAUAGGUCAGGUAUCGCAACGUCGAUGGGCAUCGGUCAGAAACAUCCUGCAGGUACUAGGGGCUUCACACUCAGUCGGCAAUCCUGAUUUCAUGGCUUCAAUGGUGAAGGAGCUGAUCCUUCAUGGAACGUCCAAUCAAGAGAUGACCUCAUUACGCGAACUGAAGGACAUACUGCUGAAGUACUGUCUAGAUUCCUAUGGUACUUUAGACAAUGCUUCAAGGCAUAGUGGAAACGUUCUGUUGGCGAUCUUAGCGACUGUUGAUCCACAGUGGAAUUCUCUCGCGAAUGCUCUUUGGAGGCCCACGCCACAUCGAUUUCUGGAGACUGACAUUAAAUGCUUCAAUUCGAUCCUUGAUGGUGUUAUCCAGUCGUAUGGCGUUAUCGAAGGACAAGAGCUCAUCAACCGAUGGUGCCUCGGAAUUAAAGAGUCAUGGUUGGACAAAUCCACUCAGCCGCUACCUGAUCGACCCCUUGAAUCCAAUGCACCAAAACUGAUCAUACCUCCACGAACACCGGUAUACUUGGAGGAACAUCAGUUGCCUAUCCAAAGAAUACGCGACAGAUGGAGACCGAAUGUUCAAACGAUUCGAAUUCUCUGGCGCGCGGUACAUGACCACGCAAUAGAUACGCAAUCGACUUUUGUCGUACCACCAGAAGACAAGCAAAACAUCCUCGAUUGGUGUCGAGAAGCCCUUUAUAAACUUGGGCUUGAUCCCGAGCAUAUGACCCGAGAGAUGCAAUUGGGCUCAAGUGGCAUCCGAAUUGAGUCUGCGUGGGAUGGUGUGCAUGUGGGCAUAUCGACGGUCAACAAAGGUCGCAACGUGUACGCAAAUUAG